AAUCCCUUUGUCCUAUUGGAUAGAUCAGAUUACGUCAUACCACGUGAUAUUAACUACUUCAGUUGUUGAAAAUCGGACUUGGUGCUGAUCCGUUCCUGGACUAUUCUCAACUCCUUCGUUCAGUACAGACGCGCCUAACCUUACAACAUGGGAGACGACGACAAGAAGGAAAAGAAGAAGAAGAGCAAGAAGAAGUCAGAGGAAGAGGAAGCUCCAGCACCAGCAGCGCCCGCUAAAGCAUCCGCAAAGAAGCGAGCACAGAGAUCAACAUCAAAUGUGUUUGCUAUGUUUACACAACAUCAAGUUCAGGAAUUCAAAGAAGCUUUCCAAUUGAUCGACCAAGACAAAGAUGGUUUUAUCUCCAAAAAUGACAUCAGAGCUACUUUUGAUUCGUUAGGUCGUCUCUGUACUGAUCAGGAGUUGGAGCAAAUGAUUUCUGAAGCUCCCGGUCCCAUCAACUUCACCAUGUUCCUGACCAUUUUCGGUGACAGAAUUUCAGGUAGCGAUGAAGACGAAGUUAUCAUCAAGGCAUUUAAUCUGUACGAUGAAGGAGAUGGAAAGAUGAAGGAAGACAAGUUACGGCACGAUCUGACAACGUGGGGUGAGAAGCUUACACAAGAUGAGAUGGACGAUGCCUUGAGUGAAGCUCCCGUUGACAGCAAAGGUUACAUUGACAUCAAAAAAUUCACUGCUCUUCUCACAGGUAGUGCGAAGGACGAAGAAGAGGGUGCAUAAUUUCCAUCACUGUGAAUCGACACCAAGAGCUGCUGAAUACAUUGUACCAUGGAAAAUGUCAUCCGAAGGCUCCGUCAUUGAUCAUCAUGUGGCACAUAAUAUAACUGUCUUCCUAUGUACUAUCGAGUCUUUUUAAAGUGUAGAUUCCUUUUCUUUCUCUUUGUACAUGAUUCCUUGCACUCUUAUGGCGAGCCUUAACGAGUGGUUCAUGUAAGCAAUGGGUGCCGAAAUUUUCUUUUGAAUUUUUUUUUUUUUUUUCUUUCGUUCUUCUCUCCGAAAGACUUUCUGAAAAGCUUAAUUUCUUUUACGGCAGAUGAAUAAAAAUGUUUAAAACUUGAA
Centruroides sculpturatus (bark scorpion) is the source of this 1074-nucleotide messenger RNA. Its product is annotated as myosin regulatory light chain 2-like. Gene Ontology annotation, molecular function: calcium ion binding; myosin heavy chain binding. Gene Ontology annotation, cellular component: myosin II complex; cytoplasm. Lineage: Eukaryota; Metazoa; Arthropoda; Arachnida; Scorpiones; Buthidae. Gene Ontology annotation, biological process: post-embryonic development; locomotion. The coding region runs from base 148 to 735 and encodes 195 amino acids. The transcript is spliced from 8 exons. The record is from RefSeq and is a predicted model, not a curated record.